This is a messenger RNA of Adineta steineri, 1140 nucleotides long. NCBI's taxonomy places the organism in Eukaryota, Metazoa, Rotifera, Eurotatoria, Adinetida, Adinetidae. The record is from the annotation of a GenBank genome assembly.
AUGGGAGAAUAUUCGAAAGCCCUUUUAUUUUACGAAAAAGCACUUGAAAUUCAACAAAAAACUCUUCCUCCAGAUCACCCUCAUUGGGCUGGUUCUUACAACAACAUCGGUGAAAUUUAUAGCCACAUGGGACAACACUCGAAAGCACUUUCCUUUUACGAAAAAGCAUUUGAAAUUGGGCAGAAAAGUCUUCCUCCAAAUCAUCCUGAUUUGGCUGCUAGCUACAUAAACAUCGGUGCGGUGUAUCACCGCAUGGGAGAAUACUCGAAAGCGCUUUCCUUUUGUAACAAAGCAUUUGAAAUUAAACAAAAAAGUCUUCCUCCAAAUCACCCUUCGUUCGUUUUUUCCUGCAACAACAUCGGUAAUGUGUAUCACGGUAUGAAGGAGUAUUCGAAAGCAGUUUCCUUUUACCAAAAAGCACUCGAAAUCGCCGAAAAAACGCUGCCUCCAAAUCAUCCUCAAUUGGCUGGUCCUUACAAUAACAUCGGUAAUAUUUAUAAGAACAUUGGAGAGUAUCCCAACGCACUUUCCUGUUACCAAAAAGCACUUGAAAUUCUACAAAAAACGCUGCCCUCAAAUCAUCCUGAUUUGGUUACUCCCUACCAGAACAUCGGUGACGUGUAUCGACAGAUGGGAGUACAUUUAAAGGCACUACCAUACUUAGAUAAAGCACUUGAAAUUGAACAAAAAAUGCUGCCUCCAAAUCAUCCUCAAUUGGCUCGUUCUUAUAGCAAUAUCGGCGCUAUUUAUGGGCAAACUGGAGAGUACUCAAAAGCACUUUCAUUUUCUGAAAAAGCGCUUGAAAUUCUACAAAAAGCAUUGCCUCCAAAUCACCCUGAUCUGGCUACUCCCUACAAUAACAUCGGUGCUUUCUAUGAGAACAUAGGAGAGUACUCGAAAGCACUUUCAUUUUCUGAAAAAGCACUUGAAAUUGAUAAAAAAUCUCUGUGUCCAAAUCAUCCUGAUUUGGUUACUUCAUACAGCAAUAUUGCUAGUCUAUAUUAUAAGAUGAAACGUUAUUCGGAAGCUCUAUCAUAUUUUGAACGUCUUCUGAACAUAUUACAGCGUGCAUUACCUCCAACUCAUCCUCAUAUAAUAAUUGUGAAAGAGACAAUUGAAUUUAUAAAAAUGAAAUUAUAA